Rhopalosiphum maidis (corn leaf aphid) is the source of this 1142-nucleotide messenger RNA. RefSeq names its product pre-mRNA-splicing factor Syf2. Gene Ontology annotation, cellular component: Prp19 complex; post-mRNA release spliceosomal complex; catalytic step 2 spliceosome. The transcript is spliced from 5 exons. Lineage: Eukaryota; Metazoa; Arthropoda; Insecta; Hemiptera; Aphididae. The record is from RefSeq and is a predicted model, not a curated record. The coding region runs from base 190 to 858 and encodes 222 amino acids.
UUCCCAAUCAUUCGCACUUCGCGGACUCAAAACAGUACCACAAUUAAAUGUCAACAUUAUUCAUUUAAAAACAUUUAAUAUUUAUAUCGUACUCUAGGGCUUAUUUUUAUCCAGUAAACUAGUUUCCAAUCCACCUUCUCAAAUAUUAUUAACAAGUAAACUGUAGUAUUUAUAUUUUACAAUUUAGUCAUGAGCCAAGCUAUCCAAGCUAAACAAGCGGAUCGUUUGAAGAAACUUAGAGACCUCCACAUCAAAAGAAAUGAAGCAAGAGUGAACAACCAUCAAGAAGUUGUUGAAGAAGACAAACAAAUGAAGUUGCCAUCAAACUGGGAAGCGAGGCAAAGAAAAGCAGAAUGGCUUUUAAAUGACGAUAAACUAAGACAAGAGGCUAAAGAAAAAGGACAAGAUUAUAACCGAUUAAAACUUUUAAACAUGACCGCAAUGGAAGCAGAUGCUAUUGAUAGAAAGAAAAAACGCCAAAAUCCUGAUCCUGGUUUCUCUGAUUAUGAAGAGGCUACAGCUCGUCAAUACAACAGAAUGAUAUCCAACAUGAAAGUAGACAUGGACGCCUAUCAAAGACAAAAAGAUAAACUGGGCAAAGCAUUCUAUGCAGAGGCCAAUACUUAUUUGCAUGAUAAAGUUAAAGAUUCAAAAGAAGGAAUCGACAAGAUGGUCGAUGAUUUAGAAAAACAAAUUGCAAAACGUAACAAGUUUAGUAGGAGAAGAACACAUAAUGAUGAAGCAGACAUUGAUUAUAUCAAUGAAAGAAAUAUGAAAUUCAAUGCAAAAUUGGAACGGUACUAUGGAGAGCAUACUACACAAAUCAAACAAAAUUUGGAAAGAGGAACUGCUAUUUAAAUUUAAAACACAACAACCACAUAAUUAUAUAUAUAUCAAACAUAAGUUUUUUUAUUAUAUAUAUUUAAAUAAAAAUGUAAUAACUAAUUCAACAAAUUAUUGCAUCAACCCAUGUUCCAAGUCUUUUUGUGUACAAAAAAAAUAACGCAUUGGUCAAAGUUUAGCAGUUGAAUUUGAUGGUUUCUUCUAAAUGCCCAUUGUUCUUUGUGAAAAAUAAAUAUAAAUAUGUAAUAUUUAUGGUGUAUGUAUAACAAUAUUUUUAAUAAAAUACUUAAACAAACUUA